UUUGUUUAGGAUAAUGGAGAUACAACAUACAGUCUGAAAAUUUACACUGAAUCUUCCCCACGUCACCGAAACAGACGUCUCAACUAGGUCUAACAUAUUUCGUACCACGGUAGAGAGUGCAGUACUGGAGGAAUUGGCUUGAAAUAUGGUGCUUAUGACAACGAUUGCGAGGGUGGCGGACGCCCUUCCAUUGGCAGCGUCAAUGCAGGAGGAUGAACAGCAAGGGAGAGACUUGAUGGAAUAUCAGAACCAAGCUAAACAGUUGUUUAGGAAGCUGUCUCAAGAUCCACAGCCCCCAGCAAGGUGUAGUCUAGAAACUGGACCAUUUAUAUUUCAUUAUGUGAUAGAGAGAGGGGUUUGUUUCUUGGCGCUGUGUGAGCAGUCAUUUUCAAAGAGACUGGCGUUUUCCUUCUUAGAAGAUUUACAGACUGAGUUUACUUCCCAUUAUGGACAGAAAGUGGAUUCUGUUUCCAGGCCGUAUAGUUUUAUAGAAUUUGAUUCUUACAUAAAGAAAUCAAGGAAGAGUUACAUGGAUUCCCGAGCGAGGAAGAACCUGAGUAACAUUAACUCGGAGUUACAAGACGUACACAGGAUCAUGGUACAGAAUAUAGAGGACGUCUUGUUAAGGGGAGAGAACUUGUCUGAACUUGACAGUAAAGCCAGUAAUCUGUCUGUGAUGUCACAGAAAUAUAGGAAAGAUGCUCGAUACCUAAAUCUGCGAUCAACCUACGCCAAAAUCGCGGCCAUAGUCAUUGUCAUCAUCGUGCUCCUGCUGUUUUUGAGGUACAUGAUCUGGUGAUGAAAAAUACAAAGACGUUAGGGAAGUUUAAAAAGUGCUGUAAAAACAAGCAUCUAGUCUACCCUUAAUAUGCAACACACCCCAGGUUCAUGGAGUUGGGAAAUAAUUAAGUUAAUGUGCAUUGUAUUAUUGUUAUGAGGGUUUAAAAUGGUGUUGCUUGGAAGUACAUGUACCAAAAGAAUCAAUUUGUGAAAAAGAUAUUUUUCAUCUAGACUGUUUACAUGUCAAUAUUAGAUGAAAAACAGAUUCAAGGGAUUCAUGUAUGUUAAUAGUGUGUUUGAAGUCUUUAUUCAAAUUUUACUUUUCAAUGUUUUCAUGUGUUCAAAGCAUUCAGUUGUGCUUUAGUGGGAGGAUAUGUGCUAACAUUAGGCUGUGUGAACAUGCAUGUUUUAAUGAAUGACAAGAGUAAUAGUAUACUGUACCUUUAAGUUUUUGUUUUCAUCAUUUCAUCUGCUGAGGUUGUAUAGUACUGGGUAUAAUUAUAUGUUCACAGGGUUGUCCCUAAGAAUUAAAAUAGAGGGGGACAUUUAACAAGUAGAAGGGGAUCUAGGGUUCCUUCCCAAAUGGGGAGUUAAGGAGAAAUGUUUAAAUAACUAGGGGAUUACAUCACUAUAGGUGGGAAAAAUCCCCAGUCCUCGGGUCUUAGGGACAACCCUGAAUGUUCUGUCAUUAUGUGAGUAUGAAUCACAAGAAGAGAUAGUGAUGACUGAAUUGUACAUAUGGAGCUGGACAUUACAUAACUGAGGUGGACUUUUUCAAGUCCAUUCCAUUUUCAUGUUUGAAAAGCUUAUAUACUGAAUAUCACCAAAUAUUUGCCAUGCCUUAUUUUUGUGAGCUUGUCAUUUGCUAUUUUGAAAUUACACAUAAAUAUAUUUCUACUGAUAAAAAUAAAUGCGAGAAUUGAUUUUUCGCGAGUAGAGAUGAUCUUAAAAAAAAUUUAAGUUCUGAUGAAUACAAAAAGAUUUAUAGGGCUCCAAUCGUUAGAUAUUUUAGGGCAUGAACAUUAACAUUUUUAUUAGUGUUUUUCAUACAUACAUGUAUGUUUAUUUAUUAGAGAUGAAAUGUUCUGUAAGAUUUGGAUGAGUGCUUGGUGUGUAUGUGUCUUUAUAUGUCACUUUAUGACUUGUUGAAUAUACAUUGAAUUUCAUGACUUUGUUAUAAUUGGAUUAAACUAAUUCUACAAUA
Saccostrea cuccullata (small rock oyster) is the source of this 1984-nucleotide messenger RNA. RefSeq names its product vesicle-trafficking protein SEC22b-like. The record is from RefSeq and is a predicted model, not a curated record. NCBI's taxonomy places the organism in Eukaryota, Metazoa, Mollusca, Bivalvia, Ostreida, Ostreidae. Gene Ontology annotation, molecular function: SNAP receptor activity. The transcript has 5 exons. Gene Ontology annotation, biological process: vesicle fusion with Golgi apparatus; endoplasmic reticulum to Golgi vesicle-mediated transport; retrograde vesicle-mediated transport, Golgi to endoplasmic reticulum. Gene Ontology annotation, cellular component: SNARE complex; endoplasmic reticulum-Golgi intermediate compartment; ER to Golgi transport vesicle membrane. The coding region runs from base 146 to 799 and encodes 217 amino acids.